AUGCAGGGCGUCGCUCGGUGGCGUGUGCGUCUCUUUAAUCGUGCACGUCAGCCUCUGUUUGGUGCCUCCUUAUCCUCGGCGUGUAGGCACUGCGCAACAGUGCCGACAGAGGACGAUGUACGCAAGGCAUACAAGAUACUUGGGGUUCACACCUCGGCCACCUUGACCGAUGUGAAGAAGCGCUACGGCGACCUCGCCAAGGAGCAUCAUCCGGAUGUGUCGAACACCUCUGCAGACUCUAGCACAAGCCGCAUGACGGACAUUAACAACGCUUACAACACGGUGAAGCAAUUUCAUCAGGCGGGCAGGCAACUCUUCGAGGCUACGCGCGCGUCAAGCGCCCGUGGGACCCCCAACUCCUCCUCUUCCUCCUACUACACAACGCGGGACACAGCAUACCAGCCCUGGUAUGAGGACAUGGAUCCACUUCUGUACGAGCUCAUGUGGGAGGAGAUGCGGCGGCAAAACGAGGAGGACUGCUUUUCCAGAAACAUGCACACAGAGAGGGCUUACCGCCCCAACGGCCAAUGGCAACCGCCGCACUGUAGUCCCUCGGCAAGACCGCGGCAGUCGUCCGGAAACGGUGACGGUAGGCAGUCACAUGGUGGAAAGAGGUGCUCGUCUUCGACGACCUGGCCUGAGGAACAGGUGAAGGCAAUGGUGAACAUGUACCAAGAUGGCAAAAGCUUUGAGUUCAUUGCCAAUGCCCUCGGCAAAGAGAGUGCAGCGGCGGUGGUGGAGGAAUUCAACCGGUGGAGCAGCGACAAUCAGCCACAGCGGCGCAAAGGGGGGAAGCCGUACAAUGCAAAGCGGCACCGCUCCCAUGGGAGACAGGGGUCCUUCUACUACACCGAGUCGCCGGAUGAGGUGCCCUUUGAACUGUAUGAGAUGAUGGAGGAGGAGCCGUACUACGAUGACUCUGCUGAAGAAGCUGGGAACCCGUUUGGGUACUACCAGGGCGAUGGGGAGGAGUACGACGUGCCGUACGGCAACGCAACUCCGUUCUACGGCGUGCAUCAGAUGAACGGGGGUUCUGCACCAUAUCGGCACUUUGAAGGGGGUGGGAGUCGCAUAUACAACUCGUCACGGAAGGCUUCGUACAGGCCGAUGCGUGACCCCCGCGGCGGUGUUCCUAACAAAAACAAGCGCUACAAUGCUGCUUCGAGUAGUAAGGGAAGUGGCGGUGGCUUUCAGUCAGGCCACGGGAAGGGUCACAGCAGCAGUGGAGGCAGAAAAUAA
Molecule: messenger RNA, 1239 nt
Organism: Leishmania braziliensis MHOM/BR/75/M2904
Lineage: Eukaryota; Euglenozoa; Kinetoplastea; Trypanosomatida; Trypanosomatidae
Exons: 1
Coding region: 1-1239 (412 amino acids)
Source: RefSeq, a predicted model, not a curated record